GCGGCCAUGCGCAAAUGGAUCCAGAGGAGGGUGUGCUGUGUAGGCUGUAGUCUACAUAAGAUCUCUUCCUACAGGACACACUCACUGCAGACUGCAAAUCACGGGCAGCAGCUGGAGCCUUGACUUUUUAUCCAUCCUUCUGUUUUCAUGCGUAAAACCAAAAUCCACAAUAGUGGUACCUUGGGAUCUCUCCAAACACCCUCCUCCUCCUCCUCCUUCUCCUCCUCUUUAAACCACGGAUGCAGAAACCAGCAGCGAUGCGGCGGCUCUGCUGUUGAACUCUCUGGACCCUUUUCAGUGUUUUUUUCCACCGGUUUUUCAUCCACAAUGAAGCUGAAACCGAACCAGACCAGGACAUACGAUGGCGAUGGUUUCAAGAAACGAGCAGCAUGUCUGUGCUUCAAGAAUGAACGUGAAGAAGAGGUGUUGCUGGUCAGCAGCAGCCGGCACCCGGACCAGUGGAUUGUGCCCGGGGGGGGGAUGGAGCCGGAGGAGGAGCCGUGUGGAGCCGCAGUGCGCGAGGUGUUCGAGGAGGCCGGUGUGAAGGGCCAGCUAGGACGUCUGCUGGGAGUAUUUGAGCAGAACCUGGACAGGAAGCACCGGACGUACGUUUACGUGUUGACCGUCACCGAGACCCUGGAGGCCUGGGAGGACUCCGUCAACAUCGGCCGGAAGCGGGAGUGGUUCACGGUGGACGAGGCCAUCAGAGUGCUGCAGAGCCACAAACCGGUGCACGCAGACUACCUGCGCCGGCUCCAGCUCAGCUGCUCCCCCACCAACGGGAACUCCAUCCUCCCGGGACCCCCCCCAAACGACAACUACCCCCAUUACAGCGCCACGGCAACCACGCCCUCGACGGGCAGCGUGCUGGGCUCCUCCUGCAGAUAGGACUGAGCUUCCUGUCACUCAAAACGCCUGUACAGUCUUGCAUGAAUCUAAAUGACUCUUUCCUUUACCGUAUAACUUGUAGUCGUAGCUGCAGGACAGACCAAAGCCAUCACCAGAACUGAUUCAGUCUCGCGUGACGGAGCAGGAAAACUGUGGAUAUCUCAAGAACACUUUUUUUUGCUGGAAACACCACACUCUGCUGGAGUUACUGAGCUGUCGAAGGAAUGCCUUACACAGAAUCUGUAUGAAUGUUGUCUUUGGGUCAUUUUAAAUCACCGACGUCGUUUUUUUUGUUGCAGAAUGGAUAUGCUUUCUAGUCAAUAAAAGGGGUAAGUGACCCUAAAGCCAUGUCCAUGUAGGGAAUGUUUCCAUAUUCUCAACCAAUGAGGACAUAGGGAUAUAUCAUAUUCACAUUACACUACAAAAAGGGAUUUUCUUUACACCAUGUCAGCAUUAAUUAUCCAAAUGGUCCUAAAAUUUAAGAUGAGAAAGCCACCACAACAUCUCCUAUCAAAACAUUGGAGGAAUCAGAAGUCCUUUGAUUGUCCCUCAAAGGGGAAAUGUACAUAGAUAAAAAAUAUAUAUAAAUGGCAUGCAUGAAGUAUAUAAAAUCAAAAUGACUACAAUUUAACAGGAGAACACAUUCAGGUAGAUAAGGAAGUGGCAUGGUGGUGAAAAGUAAAUAAUGACAUCAGUGAGUGGAUACCUCGGUAAAGUGAAAACGCUGAGUCAUGUGAUCGAUAUCCUUUAACACUACACUGCUGUGUUCCUGGUUAACAUUCAGCCAAUGUCUCGUGACGUUAGCAUUAACCUUGUGUUACCGUUGCCAUGCUGUCACAGUGGAAGUAUUUAAAGGUACAUCUCUACGUGCUUUUAGGGUCAUCGAUUCUAUUCAAAUGUGCUAAUUAAAGAAUUGGAUUGUCUUUCAAUGAAGAUGAUCUGAAGUGAAUUGCUCUAUCUAUCACUAUGAAGCUGUUAUAUCACGUCUCAUGGUGUUAUAAGGUGAUAUCAGACCACAAAAUAACAUUUUCCCUGUACAAUAUGAUUGUUGUUUUGCUUGUAACUAGGAUUACUUGCGCCUCGGCUGCAACUACCAAGUAUUUUCAUUAUUUCAAAGUGAAAACACAGCUAUCACUGGUUCAAAAUGUAGAAGUAAUGCAUUUUAUAUCAAUAGAAAGUCAUGUUUUUUUGGUACUGCCUGAACAAGUGCAAUUCUGGGUGCUCAAUUAAAGGCAUAAAAUGAUCCUUUGAACGUUUUCGAACCUACUUUUUCAUCAAAAAGACAGAAAUCCAAAUCCGAAAUGGCUCAAAUUGGCGGUUAAAAGUCCCAUUUCAGGUCAUUAUUUUGUGUUUUGUAUAUUUUUCACACAUAUCGUCGCUGAAAAAGAGACUCUCACUCCCUCUUGUGUCGACGGCUGAAUGACGACUCUAGAGAUUUGUAAAUAGCUUUGCAGAGAAACAUUGAAAGUGUUUUUAACCUGAAUGUACCUGUAAAAUGUCUCUUAAUAUUUUAUAUAUUUUUUAACUAUGUGUAGGAGAAAACAAGCGAGAGCGGUGUGUACAGAAUAUUUGUAUUGCUGACAAUGUGCCAAGGGUUUAACUGUGAAGGAGACAUGGCAAAAUUCACAAGUUUGUCAGGAUGGUAUAUAAACAUUAGAUCGGCCAAAAAAUUAACAACUGAAUCUUUAAAAUUUUAGAGAUUUGGGGGUAAAGAAAAUAUUUUUUUUAACAGCUGAUUAACUCAAAAACGAAUAUAGGUGUAACAUUAGAUUUUUUUUUACAAUAUAAAAUGAAGUGCAGCUUUUGGUAAAUAAAGUCUGGACAGUAAGGGAAUGCUUAAAACCACAGACACAUUUUGAUGUUACCGUUUAUUCCCACUGUUCAGAAGGAGUGUAACAUAUCUCUUAAGUUUUCUCCAUGCUUCAAAACGUCCCAGAGUUUCGUCGAAUCUGCUUAAAAUCGGACAAAUCUGAUCAACUCUGCCUUGUUCGACUGGUAAAGUCCAAACACCUCAAACCUGUGUGUGUGUGUAAGUGUGUAUUGUGGGUUGAUGAACAUGAAAUACUAUGUGCCAAAAAAAAAUUGUCAGAUGGGAACAUUUUGGAUGUCAAUUUAUACUGACUAUAAUGAUCAAGGUGGAUAAUUCAUGAAAUUACACGAUAUAAUCAUUUCUAAUGUUAAAAAAGUGCAUUUUUUAAUGAUUGACUGCAUCCUUCAUGGUUGAAAUUACAACUAAGGAAGCACUUUUUUUGGUAUUGUGAUUCAACUGAGACCAUCUCACACUACAUUCAACAUUUAAUUUAAACCCAUUAAUCUUCAUAUCUAAUGCUGAAACACCUCCUUCCUCCACCUAUUGGACCCUCUGUUUGAUGCGUGGGUCAUUGGAUGAGUCUUUUAUGAGUAAAGCAUGAGAUUUAAAUUAAAAACACCACGAUGAAAUGUAUGUGCUCAACAAUGUAAGACACCGGCGUCCACUAAAUGUUGGGAUUUGGAUGUCACACGGAUGUAUCCAGAGCGAAGAUUUCUCACUGUUAUCGUCAUGAGUAUUAUGCACAGAGACGUUUAAUGUAAAAGACACGAGGACUGGAACGAUGUUUUUUUUGCGAAAAGAUUGCAUUAAAGGGGAAAAAUCUUGUUGUAACUGUG
Messenger RNA from Notothenia coriiceps (black rockcod), 3534 nucleotides. RefSeq names its product diphosphoinositol polyphosphate phosphohydrolase 3-beta-like. The coding region runs from base 148 to 888 and encodes 246 amino acids. Gene Ontology annotation, molecular function: bis(5'-adenosyl)-hexaphosphatase activity; bis(5'-adenosyl)-pentaphosphatase activity; diphosphoinositol-polyphosphate diphosphatase activity. NCBI's taxonomy places the organism in Eukaryota, Metazoa, Chordata, Actinopteri, Perciformes, Nototheniidae. Gene Ontology annotation, biological process: diphosphoinositol polyphosphate metabolic process; diadenosine hexaphosphate catabolic process; diadenosine pentaphosphate catabolic process. Gene Ontology annotation, cellular component: nucleus; cytoplasm. The record is from RefSeq and is a predicted model, not a curated record. The transcript is spliced from 5 exons.